GCCAGCUGCUGGUUGUGGUGCCUAUGCCAGCCCUCAUCUUCCAGCCACUGCCCUCCCUCCAUGGCAGCCGUUCAGUCCUUCAGUUGUGAGCACUUAGCAGGCAGGAGCAGAUACCUGAGCGAAAGCAAUGGUCUGCCUACUGAACAUGUUGGUCACUUUUGCAAAAUAACCCAACAAGACAACACCCAAAAUAUCCCCAAACUCCCAAAGCUCUCUUCUAUGCUGGUUCUUAGGCUACUGAAAGCUAUUGGUUUUCAUCUAGUGGCAUGAGAUUGAAAUGCUGUCUAGAAUAAACUCCUCAUAUCUGGGCACAGUGUGUUACUGUGUGCCUUCACUUUAACAGUGUCCUGAAAGGACACUUUUUCUUUAGAGGUAUAAAUUGAGUAGAUAGAAGUACAGGUAAUCGGGUCCAUUUAAAUUUUAAGAAGGUUUUACCACUAGGAAGGAAAUGUGUAGUUUGAAAAUAAGGAACAGACAAGAAAUUAUUUCAAGUUUCACAGUUGACUUUGUGCUGGAACAGCUUGCUUUUUCCCAGGUGCUUAUCUGCUGUUGAUGGCUUUUGGCAUUAUGCAUAUGCAGGAAGGCAGAAUAUGCAGCUGGACAAGAGGGCUGCAUACAGAGAGAACAUUUUUGACCUUACAGCAGCUUCAGAUGUUGCAGUUCCUUCUUAUUUCUUCCCAUGUUCUUUGUUUCUUAUAUAGUUUCCUUGCUUAAGUUUAAGGGUUGGGACUCUUGGUUCAGUUUUUUGGAGGGUUUUUUGUUUGCUUUGCUUUGUUUUCUUUUAAAUUUAUUUUGUCAGUUUACACCACUUCUGAUAGCUUCUUAUCACCUGCUCUCUUCAAGGCAGACUGCAGGGCUGUCCCCCUUCUGUAGCAGCUGUGCUGGAGGACUGCUGAUGAGGAACAAAAUGGGAACUACUGAGCAGUCAUUUGAAGGGUGGCUAUUAAAAAGAAAAAAGCUAGCUAAUUAGAGCUUAAAGGAAGAGGCAACACUGUGCAAAAACACCAGAAGGUGGAAUCUGGAUAAGAGCUGUCAGGAGGGCUUUUUAGCCAGUUUGAGGCUGAGUGAUAGCAAUCUUGAACCACGGUUUUGGAGGAGUGGCAGCAAAAGGCCUGUUGUUAAUGCUGACUGCUGUACGGGACAAGUAGCACUCCCUGCGUCCUCAGCUGCCUGAAAAUCAAGCCAUAGAUACUGACCUUCAAUUCAAAUAAGGGAGGAAAAAUGCCAGCUUCUCUAAAAAAACUGCAGCAAAUGGCUGUUUUCAUGGGACUGUUCAGUGGCACGGGAUGUUUUGUGAUGUAUAAUCUUAUUCAAAAAAGUUUUGCCAGGACCCAGUAUUACCAGCAAGCUUUGGAGCAACUGAACAGCAAUCCUGAUGCCUUGGAAGCCCUGGGUGCCCCCCCUCUUAAGGUUCACAACAUCCGCCUGACAGAUGGGAGCAAUCGCGUGGACACAGAAAGAGCGCGGAUAAAGUUACCAGUCUCUGGAACAAAAUCAGCGGGCUACCUCUACAUUAACUCGGAGAUGGACCACUCCCGUCAGUGCUGGUGUCUUCAGGAUGUCACCUUGAAACUGCGGGAUGGUCAGAAUAUUUCCGUUUACCGCUCUCCUGUGGAAAGCACUGCUGUGCAAGAAGGGUAAAAAUCAAGGACAGCUGCAUCUCCACCUCCCAUUGAGCCAAAGGAGCCAUUAAUUGAUUGCAUCCUGCUGUGUCUGUAAAUGUACACAGUUGUCAUAAGUGACAGUUUCACUUAAGUGGGUGCUCUCAAGACAGUUUUUUCUCUAAGAUUGACCUCAUCAUUGUAAUUGUAAUUUCUUUCUUUUGCUAGUUUAUUCAUGGGUUUAACAGAAGCCUAAAAUAAAUAUCUUGCAAAAGA
Molecule: messenger RNA, 1877 nt
Organism: Sturnus vulgaris (Common starling)
Lineage: Eukaryota; Metazoa; Chordata; Aves; Passeriformes; Sturnidae
Source: RefSeq, a predicted model, not a curated record